AUGAACUCCUCAAUAUCCAUUCUAACACCAACUACUUCUACAAGUACCCCAGGACCCAAUGAAGAUGAUUCAUCAAGGACGACGCUGAAAUUGGUGUUGGCUAUCUCGUAUUUGGUUCUUUUUAUCAUUGGGACAGUUGGUAAUGGCACUGUUAUCCUAAUGAUCAUCAACAUUCUGACAUCUAUGAAGCGGAAUAUGCAAGCUGGGAAGAGGAAAGUGAUGAGCAACACCAACCAUGUGUUUAUUUAUGUGCUCGGACUCUCAAUCGUCGAUCUUUUGGUGAUCCUCCAUCUUCCUUUCCUUGUUGUGGAUCUUUUGAAAGGUCAAUGGCUAUUCGGUGUCGCGAUGUGUAAAGUUUACUGGUUUGGGGAGAGUGUCAAUAAGCUUCUGAGCUCUUUUCUGAUGACUGUGCUCAGUUGGGAUCGGUAUAUGGCAGUGUGUAGUCCGGUGAAGUCUAUGAAAAUGCGAAGCAACGCGACCGCUCUAAAAGUACUCCUCGCUUGCACAUUGUUCGCUACGGCACUCCUUCUCCCAGUACUAAUCGAGGCAGCUGUAUUCAAAAUCGACAAAAUGCACAUGGUUCCGUUGAUUGAUGGAAGUGAGGAGUUGGCUGCGUCGGACCUCGCUGGCACCACCAUGUCCAAAUGUAUGUUUGAUGCAGAUGCUAUGUUUACCCUCUACACAUUUGUUAUUGGAUUCGCUGCACCCGCAUUCUUGAUCAUCAUUUUUUAUGCACAGGUCAUCUUCGCCCUCCAAAAAUCCUCUCGAAACAUCCGAGGAGCAAGAGGAAUCAGUAAACCAGAUGGGACAUCGAAUAGAGUUAAGAAGGUGACCAAACGAAUUGUCGCAGUGAUUCUGUUCUAUUUCCUAUGUUGGACACCACAAUGGACACUGAAUAUCAUGUCACAAUUCAAUCUGAUUGCAGUGUCAUGGAUGACUCCUGCACUUUCAGCAAUGUUCUUUGUGGCGCAUUUAUUGGUGUGCUUCAACUCAGCCGCCAACCCAGUUCUCUACGCCUACAUCAAUCGAGAACUCCGUACUCAACAUGUGAUGGCAAUGCAUCGGAAACGUCAUUCAGUUUGUCAGGACCAGAGAUUGACACAGAAUAGACUAUCAAUGCAAUCCCGUCCUUCCGAUGCCUCUGCUACAGUAUUCUCCAAAUUUGGGGAAAGCGAAGGAACUAUUUUCAGCAGAUUAUCACAAUUCCAACACAAUAUAAUUGCGAGUAUAUUCCAUCGGAAACGGAUUCCAUUAGUUGUGGAUAAGAAUAUUACUAUCGAGAAUACGUCAUCAUCAACUGACGAGGAUAAGGAUGAUUACUUGUAA
Messenger RNA from Caenorhabditis remanei, 1326 nucleotides. RefSeq lists its product as uncharacterized. Bases 1 to 1326 code for a protein of 441 amino acids. Gene Ontology annotation, biological process: G protein-coupled receptor signaling pathway. The transcript is spliced from 12 exons. Lineage: Eukaryota; Metazoa; Nematoda; Chromadorea; Rhabditida; Rhabditidae. The record is from RefSeq and is a predicted model, not a curated record. Gene Ontology annotation, cellular component: membrane. Gene Ontology annotation, molecular function: G protein-coupled receptor activity.